Poecilia reticulata (guppy) is the source of this 4960-nucleotide messenger RNA. It is a transcript of the gene ache, whose product is annotated as acetylcholinesterase (Yt blood group). NCBI's taxonomy places the organism in Eukaryota, Metazoa, Chordata, Actinopteri, Cyprinodontiformes, Poeciliidae. Gene Ontology annotation, cellular component: plasma membrane. The record is from RefSeq and is a predicted model, not a curated record. Gene Ontology annotation, biological process: acetylcholine catabolic process; choline metabolic process. Gene Ontology annotation, molecular function: acetylcholinesterase activity.
UAUUGCUCUCGCGAUACAAGCUAUCACUAUGAUGUUUGCAUGCAGUAUUUAUUAGCAGCAGUCUCCCUCUACAGUUCGACUCAGUUGGUAAACGCAUUGCUGCUGUAAGGAGGCAUUUUCGACAUUUCUUCUUUGACAGCACAUCAUCCUAUGUUUUGGAAAACAACUAUUAGCAACAGAGCAGAGAGACGCGGACUGGCAAAGGGAGGAGAAAAAUUAUUCUCCAACAAUCCCUCCGCGCGAGUUUCCCCCGCAGAAGCAGCCGGAUCUGAGGUGAAGUAGAGCAGACCUUCCUCUCCCUGCCAACCAGAGGGAAUCACGACUGCAGUUUCUGGCACACAGACACUUUUUACCUCCGUCAUGCAGUUCUCCACUUAUCUCGUUUUUUUGUCAGUCUUUCUCAUUGCUCUCAUCCCAGCCUGCUUUUCACAAAAUGAUGGCGACCUUGUUAAUACACAUAGUGGUCUAGUUCAAGGUGCGCGCUUACCGGUGCCAGAUGGGAGCUAUGUCACAGCUUUCCUCGGCAUCCCUUUUGCUGAGCCACCACUGGGUAAGCGUCGCUUCCGUCCUCCUGAGCCGAAGCGAAGAUGGACAGGGAUUCUUGAGGCUAAUGCCUACCCCAACGCCUGCUACCAGUUUGUGGACACAUCGUACCCGGGCUUCCAGGGCACUGAGAUGUGGAAUCCUAACAGAGAGAUGAGCGAGGACUGCCUGUACCUUAACAUCUGGGUGCCUGCCUCGCCCAGGCCCCACAAUCUCUCGGUUAUGGUGUGGAUCUAUGGUGGAGGUUUCUACAGUGGCUCUUCUUCUCUGGAUGUGUAUGAUGGCCGUUACCUUGCUCACACUGAGACGGUCAUUGUGGUCUCCAUGAAUUACCGUAUUGGAGCCUUUGGUUUCCUCGCUCUUCAUGGCUCUUCAGAGGCUCCUGGAAAUGUCGGCCUGCUGGACCAGAGGUUGGCAUUGAAGUGGGUGCAAGAAAAUAUCCAUUCCUUCGGUGGAAACCCCAAACAGGUGACUAUCUUCGGUGAGAGUGCUGGCGGUGCUUCAGUCGGGUUCCACCUGUUGUCUCCAGACAGCAGACCUUUUUUCACAAGGGCCAUCCUUCAGAGCGGGGUCCCCAACGGUCCGUGGGCCUCUGUCAGCCCUGCUGAGGCCAGAAGACGUGCCACGCUUCUGGCAAAGCUUGUUAACUGUAAUGGAGGCAACGACACUGAGCUGGUGGACUGUCUGCGCAAUAAAACUCCACAGGAGCUUAUCGACCAAGAAUGGCUGGUUCUGCCAUGGUCAGCUCUGUUCCGGUUCUCCUUUGUACCAGUUGUGGAUGGUGAUUUUCUUCCUGAUACUCCAGAAGCAAUGAUUAACUCAGGCAAUUUUAAAGACACUCAGAUUCUUCUUGGUGUCAACCAAGACGAGGGUUCUUACUUUCUGCUGUAUGGAGCGCCGGGAUUCAGCAAGGACAACGAAAGUCUAAUUUCCAAAGAAGACUUCCUGGAAGGUGUACGAUUGAGCGUACCGCACGCAAACGAUAUCGGCUUGGAGGCGGUGGUGCUGCAGUACACCGACUGGAUGGAUGAGAAUAACGGAGUGAAAAACCGCGAUGCCAUGGACGACAUUGUUGGCGAUCACAAUGUAAUUUGCCCACUGGCACAUUUUGCUCGUUCUUAUGCACAGCACCACACUCUAAAGGCGAACCUGGGCAUGAUGAACAGUGCAGGAAACUCACAAGGCGGCGUGUACCUCUACCUGUUUGACCACCGGGCUUCUAAUUUAGCCUGGCCGGAGUGGAUGGGAGUCAUCCAUGGCUAUGAAAUCGAGUUUGUCUUUGGGUUGCCACUGGAGAAGAGACUCAAUUACACCACCGAAGAGAAGAAUCUGAGUCGGCGCAUGAUGAAAUACUGGGCAAACUUUGCACGGACAGGGAAUCCUAACGACGGGCUGCUGGACACUAGGAAACGCUGGCCUUUGUUUACGGCGAAUGAGCAGAAACAUGUCGCACUCAACACCGACCCUCUUAAAAUCCACAAAGGUUUGCGCAACCAGAUGUGUGCUUUCUGGAACCGCUUUCUGCCACGCCUUUUGAACAUCACAGGCAACAUCGACGAGGCAGAGCGUCAGUGGAAGGUGGAGUUUCACCGCUGGUCCUCCUACAUGAUGCACUGGAAGAGUCAGUUUGAUCACUACAGCAAGCAGGAGCGCUGCACCGACCUCUGAGAGUUUCACCGACCUCCGUCACGCUGUGGAGACAGAGAAAGAUAGACGACUUGUUUAAUUUUGUCUCACUGACUUUGUUCCUGUUUGGUUUCUCAACACACAAGCUCACUCUUUUUAUUCUUAUUUAUAUUAUUUAUAUUAUUUAAAUUAUUUAUUGAUGUGUUGUUUCACUGAAUGUGGGUUUCUGUGUCUGUAAAGGGAAAACGCUGAAGGAAACUAAUCAUGAAGACUAGAUGUUACCAUCUGCGUGUGUGUGUGCGUGUGUGUGUGUGUGUGUGUGUGUGUGUGUGUGUGUGUGUGUGUGUGCGCGUGUGUGUGUGCAUGUGUGGGUGUGUGUUUGAAUUGCUUGAAAGCUCUGAGUUUAACUCUGAUCCUGAUCAGUGUGACACCAGUCCAUGGGGGGUGGGAGGUUAUAUAUUUUUUCCUCCUCUUCACAGUAUUUCAUCAGAAUAAACAUUUGCUUCAUGACGUUUCCUUCCCUGCAUCCCUGUACAUCGUCUGUUUGAGCAGUUACAAAUGUGUUUUACUUUUGUUACAGUCCCAGUGUCCUAUAUUUUAUUUUUAGUGCUUUUAACACCGCUAUACUCAUCAUUUGUGAUUUCUUUGCUUACUCAUAGCAACCUGGGUUUUAAAGUCAUACGCAGCAUUACUCAACAUGUCUCAAUAUUUCUUUACCUGUCAGGUUUAGUUUGCUUUCUCCAUCUGCACUCUCCUCCUCUUAUGUCCACUUCGUUGUUCAUUCCUAACUCAUUUUGACCUGUUGUCUUCCUCUCUAGCCCAUCAUCCACCCACUUUCUGGUCUUUCCUGUCUCUUCCUUUUGCUCUUCACUUGUUCCACAGAAACCUUUUUCUACUCUCCCAUCUCUUAGCUGCGUCCCCUCUACCGUCUCUCUGGGCUGCAUCUCUGAUCCAUCCUUCCUUCCUUGUCCUCCUCACAUUUUUAUCACCACCCACAUUUCCAUCUCCUUUCUUGUUAGUCUAAUGGAGGCAGAGUAAUUCACUCAGCAGAAAGAUAAUGUGACAGAGUGCUAGCUCAGCCUCUGGCCUGCCAGCCAGCAUGAUUCGAUGAAUUGAUGCAAAAUGGAAGAGAGAGGAGGCAAGGACGGAAGAGAGGUGGAGAUGUGGGGGACAGAAGAAAAGCAAGCAUUGCAUAAUCUUUUAUUUGUGUCUUUUUUUCCCUCUGGCACUAAAAAUGUGACUGAACUGGAAAUUACAUCCAGUAUUUGUUGCACCCACCAUUUCCAGAGCUCUCUAAUCAUUAUAGUUCUUCAUUGCCAACAGUCUCUGUUUGCUUCAUGGAGCCAGAUUUCUCCUAGUUCUUUGUCUUUGCCUGUACUUAGCAUAUAAUAGUCUUUGGAGCCCCUAGUGGCCAAAGCAGCUUUUCAUAACACUGAUGUCUGUCCCAAAGAAUGACUUCAAGAUUUUAUAUGUUAUAAAAAAUCUGGUGUUGGAGCAAAAUAAAGUUGUGUUGUGUUGUGGGCACAAUCUCAGUUCUACUCUGACACUGAUCUCAUCUAAAACAUUAUGGCUAUGAUUCUCACAGACACAGCAUAUUUUUAGUUAAUUUAAUUUAAGACCUUUGUGAUUUAGUCCAAAACAUUAGAUCAAUAUUAUUUUUUUUAAUUAUUUUGUCAAAGACUGUCAUUCAAACAGCUAAUGGUGUCCUCUACAAACAUCUAUCUCUGUAUUGACUAAGAGUGAUUUUAGUAAAGUCAAACAAAUCUGUAAUUUUAUGUAUUUGACAGAUCAUGUUGUUCUUUACAUUCAAAAUAAAACUUUUUUUUUUGAUCAGCCCAGGUCCUCAGAGUGACAUGUUCUGGUCUUCACUCUGCCUGUUUAAGUUCAAAAGAAAUAGAAAAUUCAUUUCAUUCAUUUUUUCCCCUUUUCAUUAGCAUUUCAUUAACCUCCACUUGAGUGCAUACAAUGUGUAUGAGUGAACAGAAUCAGCUUUUGAGGGUUAAAAAGAUUUAAUUAGGGUAAAGAGUUAUGUAAAGGUUUCUUUUACACAAGUGGUAAAACAAACAGGUGUGUGUGUGUGUGUGAGACGUUAAAUCUCACUGUCCUAUUUGAGUUCUGACUCACAAGCACCUUUGUUGGCAUGUGAAGCUCCUUUUCGUGGAUCUGACUUGUGUUGCCGGCUUUAAAAAGAAGUACAUCUAAAAAAAAAAAAAAAAGAUUGUACCUUGUAUCUACUACAAGUAAGGACUGCAUGUCAGAGGCUGUAUGAGAGACAAAGUCCUCCACUCUUAUUUAAUGGAAACGCUGCCUAUGUACCUCUACCACUGUCCUUCAAUACAACUGUUGUGCAUGUCCUGAAGUCUGUUAUCCCCAGAUUAUCCUGCCAAACUCCGACUGUUAUUUGCUGUAGAAUUUGUACUGUACACAAAACUAUUAUACAGCUAAGUCAUUUUAACAUAUAUUGAUAGCUAUGUUUGAUGUUAGCAAUAACAUAAAUAGAUCAGUAAAGGAAUAUAUUUGAUAUUUAAAUGCAGUAAAACUAACAAACUGUAUCAAGAAUUGAAAAUGUGUUUUUAAAAGCAAUAUUAUUGUGAGUAUAACAUAAGUGCCAUAAACUUUUUUUCCCUUUUGUUUAUUCUGUUUGUAUCAAUGUUCUGCCUAAUGGUCGUUUGUUCCAAUCACUAAUACUGUAAGUGCUGAAGGCUUUCAUUAGCUUCAUAGUACAUUGCUGUGUAUCAUCAAUGCUAAUCUAUUGCAACAAAAAUAAAGACUGCAGCAUCUGUCUAUUUAA